CUAAGAUAAGGAACUAAAAGUCUUCAACAAAUCUCCUUGGUUCUGUGUGGGUAAGCUCUUGAGAGAAGUUCGAUUUCUGAGCAAGUAUUUUUGAGGAAAUCUGGUUGAGAAAAAAAAAAUCCCAGGACUACAUGUCCAAUAGGAAAGUCUGUAAGAGCUAGAUACAUCUGCCGGUUUACCAGUGUUUCUAACUUCCUGCUGGGCUGAAACUUCUUGUUUUGUGGAAGAGCAGAUCUCGACAGUAGGCAUCCAAGAUGAAGAGUCUCCAAACAUUUGAGGAGCAAACAGAAUGCGUUGUCAACACUUUACUCAGAGACUUCUUGAGCCCAACAUUAGAGGUUGCUAAUCGGAAUCUAUGCAGUGUAGAGGAACCAGACACAGGAGAGGCUUGUUCUUUUGAUGCGGCUAUCAUUGCUGGACGACUUCGGAUGUUAGGUGACCAGUUCAAUGGAGAAAUAGAAGAGUCUGUGAAAGACAUCAUUGCAAAAACUGCUGAAGGACAGGUGAGGGCUGUACUCCAGGACAUAGUGCAGUCUCACAGUGAGAACUGGUGUGCUCAGGAUUCCAGCCUUGCUUAUGAAAAAGCCUUUCUGGGAGUAACAGUGAAACUUCUUAAGUAUGUGGCCCACAUGGCUCCUGAAAUGGCAAGGCAGGUGGCUGUCCCCCUGAUGAGUAUGAUCAAUAGCAACAGAGCCGUCUGUGACUUCAUCAAGAGCCAGGGAGGAUGGGAAAAUCUGGAGAGCUGAAGAAGUUGAAUUAUUCUUGGCUGAGCUGCACUUCUUUGAGCAAAUGAUUAAUUUCUGGCAAUUAAAACAGAGAAAUAAAUUUAAAAACCACUUCUUCAUUUAGUCAGAAUGUAUUUUGUUGACUAAAUUAUUUCCUACUGAUAAAGUUGGAAACAGUUUCCAGAAGCCUACAGAGAUUUUAUACUGUUUUUAUAUGCAUUUUAAUGAGGUUUUGUUGAUGCUAAAACCUCCAGACACAAUACAAUGAUUUAUUACUGAAAUUUCAGGCAACAACUAGGCCUUUGCUGCAAAUAUGGUGGAGAA
Molecule: messenger RNA, 1049 nt
Organism: Octodon degus (degu)
Lineage: Eukaryota; Metazoa; Chordata; Mammalia; Rodentia; Octodontidae
Gene: Bcl2l15
Product: BCL2 like 15
Exons: 4
Coding region: 255-746 (163 amino acids)
Biological process (GO): regulation of apoptotic process
Cellular component (GO): nucleus; cytosol
Source: RefSeq, a predicted model, not a curated record